Molecule: messenger RNA, 1455 nt
Organism: Carassius auratus (goldfish)
Lineage: Eukaryota; Metazoa; Chordata; Actinopteri; Cypriniformes; Cyprinidae
Product: cell adhesion molecule 1-like
Exons: 10
Coding region: 125-1258 (377 amino acids)
Biological process (GO): homophilic cell-cell adhesion; detection of stimulus; susceptibility to natural killer cell mediated cytotoxicity
Cellular component (GO): neuron projection; synapse; plasma membrane
Molecular function (GO): signaling receptor binding
Source: RefSeq, a predicted model, not a curated record
AAGGGCUGUAUUGACGUUCUUUUUGAAUGGGUAUUUGUUCCCGCCCUUUCCCAGCAUCUCCUGACGCGCACUCGCGCAGCCCCCGUUGCUCUAGGUGAAGCUCAACUCACUCACGAGCUUCAGAAUGAAGCAGGUGUCCAACAUGGCGAACACGAGCAACGGAUCUCUCGCAACUCUCCUCAUUUUAUUCACCAUUUCGGCAGCUAUCCACACAGGAGCUGCUCAGUUUCCAGUCCAAAGCCAGAAUCUCAUAGCGGACAACAUCUCUGUAGUGGAGGGAGAGACUGCCAUCAUAAGCUGUCGAGUCAAAAACAAUGACGACUCCGUCAUUCAGCUCCUCAACCCCAACAGACAGACCAUCUACUUCAGAGAUGUCAGACCCCUGAAGGAUGCUCGAUUCCAGCUGGUCAAUUUCUCAGACAACGAGCUGCGUGUGUCGUUAUCCAACGUGUCUCUCUCAGACGAGGGAAGAUACGUGUGCCAGCUCUAUUCAGACCCUCCACAGGAAGCCUACGCCGACAUCACUGUGCUAAUCCCACCAGGAAACCCAAUCAUAGAGUCCCGGGAGGAUAUUGUCAGAGAGGGCAACGAGACAGAGAUAACCUGCACCUCCAUGGGCAGCAAACCCGCUGCAAAGAUCAGAUGGAUGAAAGGAAACAAAGAGCUGCUGGGCAAAUCAAAAGUGGAGACCACAUAUGACAGGAUGUUCACUGUGACUAGCUGGCUGAGGUUUACUGUCAUGAGAGAGGAUGAUGGAGUUCCUGUGGUGUGCAUUGUUGACCAUCCAGCUGUCAAGGACUUCCAGACGCAGAAGUACCUGGAAGUACAAUAUAAACCUGAGGUGACGAUCAAGGUGGAGCUUCCGCAGGGCCUGAUUAGAGAGGGCGAGAGUCUGGAACUGACGUGUCAGGCUAAAGGCAAACCACAGCCUCAUCAGGUGAAUUGGGUGAAGGUGGAUGAUGACGUGCCAUCUCACGCGGUUAUCAGUGGCUCAGAUCUCUACAUCGGAAACCUCAACAAGUCUUACAACGGCACUUACCGGUGUGUGGCAUCCAAUUCUGUGGGCGAAACGUACGCUGACUACAUCCUUUAUGUACGCGAUGCCCUUACCACAACCCCUAAACCCACAACCACCACCACCACCACCGCCACAACCUCCCCUCCAGACAUCACACAAGACGCUGCGCCUAGCACUGAAGCCGCAGCUCACGGUUGGUACCUCUCACUCCUACUUCUGCCAGCACAGCAUGCCAGCUGAGUACAGUACGGCACGUAUCAGCGACAUGCACGGGAUGCGGGAAUUAAACUAAUGUGGAUUUGCUGUAUAUGUGUCUGUCUGCCUGUCCAUCCAUAUGUCACAUCCUUUAUCCCUAUUGCCAUUCACCCGCAAAGACCCACCUGUUUGCCAUUACACUCCUCUACCAAACAUUCGCCUUGUAAUUCCAGGCCACGUCU